Priapulus caudatus is the source of this 2964-nucleotide messenger RNA. Its product is annotated as tyrosinase-like. Gene Ontology annotation, molecular function: oxidoreductase activity. The record is from RefSeq and is a predicted model, not a curated record. The coding region runs from base 1 to 1791 and encodes 596 amino acids. NCBI's taxonomy places the organism in Eukaryota, Metazoa, Priapulida, Priapulimorpha, Priapulimorphida, Priapulidae. The transcript is spliced from 10 exons.
AUGGGUAACUACCGUCAACAGUUGGUUGUGUUUGUCGUAGCAUCUGUUGCAUGCCUUGUCAGCGCUCAAUUUCCACGCGUUUGUAUCCAUAAUGUGACAACAGAAAGUGGUGACACUGACAGUGGAAUAUGCUGUCCAGCACCGCCAGAGUCGAACCUGCCAUGCGGUGGUCCACUACACGGCCACUGUGUGAUGAUAGAGGACGUGGCCGAAGACCAUCCCGCGAGUGUUGAGCGUGACGAUCGAUACAGAUGGCCUCUGCAGUUCUUCCACCACCACUGCAAGUGUUCUGGCAACUACGCAGGGUAUGACUGUGCGGAGUGCAAGUUUGGCUACAGCGGUUCACGAUGUCAGCGCAAAACGACGAACGUACGUCGGAAUAUACACGCGAUAUCCAAGCAAGAGCUCACGGACUUCAAACAAGCUCUGCUCAAGGCGAAACGCACACAGAGUGACUAUGUCGUUUUGAAUACGUCUUACCAGGACGCGGGACAUCCGCACUUCAAGGACGUCAGCAACUACGACUACUUCACCUACGUUCACUACUACGCAGCUCGCGAUCCCGUCACACUGCGGGAUGGCAAGGUGCCCGGCGACGUAGGUUACGAACACCCGCUCGACUACGCCCACGAGGGUCCGUCCUUCAUACCCUGGCACAGGAAGUUUAUGCUGGGCUUUGAACGCAUGCUGCAGAAGGUGGCAGGCAAGCCACAGCUCACUGUCCCUUACUGGGACUGGACGGGCGACGGCCGGGAGUGCACCGUCUGUACCAACGAGUACUUGGGGGCGAACGAGAACGAUGGCUCCAUCAGCAAGGGUUCUGAGUUUUCGGAUUGGGCGACAAUAUGCGCCAACUAUUCGACCACGCUGCGGCCGGCGGGAAAAAUCUGCGACGUCGAAGUGAACUCAGGCGGUCUGCGGAGGUUGCCGAGCCAGCAGCCGGGAUUGCGGUUUCUGCCGACCUACGACGAGACAGCGUUCUGCUACCAGCUUCACGUCUAUGAUGUCGCUCCCUACGACGCGACGUCGCACCUGCCCAGCUAUCGCAACUACUUGGAGGGCUUCCUGAACAUGAAGGACAAGCUACUCUCGGUGAAGAGUGCCAGCAUGCACGCCAAGGUGCAUAUUUACUUCACGGUCGUGAUGAAUGAGGUUCCUGUGUCCGCCAACGACCCCAUCUUCUUCGUCCACCACUCCAAUGUUGACAGGCUGCACGAGGCGUGGCUGCGCAAGAUCGGCUCCAUGGCCGAGUACCCGGAGAAAGGUGCAAAUGUUGGGCACAACAAGGGUAGUUACAUCGUACCUAAUUUCCCCCUGGAGACCAACGGUGAUUACUUGAGCACUUCGUGGAAUUUGGGGUAUACCUACGACAGCAUGGCCAUCAGUCCAGACCUCGAAUCAAAAGCCAAAGCCAAAAACGACCGUAGCAACAACGAAGCCGCCAGCAGCAACGCUGCCAACCCAGGGGGCGCCGCCAGCAGCGGCGCAGCCAACCCAGGGGGCGCCGCCAGCAGUGACGCGGCCAACCCAGGUGGCGCCGUCAUCGGCGCGGCCCAGCCGAAAAGCGUCGCCGUCGAGUCGGGCCCGCUGCUGCUGCAGGCGGUCGAGGCGUCGUCGUCGUCGGCAGGUGGCGCCGGUAAGACGGCCGUCGUGACGUUGUGCACGAUCGCGAUGCUGUCAUUCGUCGCGCUCAUGGUCGUGAUGGCGCGGCGGGUGCGCGCCGGCGACGCUCGCAUGAAGCUCUACACCGGAUACCAGCCGAUUGACAUCGACUCCAGCUACCGCGCCUAGACCCUCGCACUCAGAAAUCACGGUAGACUCAGGAAUCACGUGAAGUUUUACAUGUACGUACUGGCUUUUCUGAUGGCAACACGAACUCGUAUAGUAGCAUUCAUUGCCUUUUUAUAGCAAUUUUUCUGAUAUGGCCGAUUACUUAACCUUUUCGAGUGUAUGAGUUUGAGUUAAGUCUCAGGCUUUUGAUGCAUAAUUAUGAAAAACAAGCGAAAGUGCGCGUGUCCGAAGAGUAAGAAUUGUGUUCAUGUGAAUUUUGUGAGCGUGGUGGUGACAAGCUAGCAAUGGUGAGCCAAUAUCAUGGUUGGAGAAUCGCUGUAUUGAAAAUAGUUGGAAAUACCCGCACUAGGAAGAGGAUACUUUACUAGUCUUUCAAAUGACAAAGUGUUUUAUGCAUUUUGAAUGCAGUAUUUUUCUUCCUAAGACCAAUUAAUUGUUAAUGUGAUAUAUAAGGUUUAAGAUUAGAUAAAUGUAAAAAUUUAGUUUUGAUAGUUUGAUGAUUGAAGUUGGUCUAAAACUUAGGUUUUGUAUGAAGUGAUUUAUCUUUUGUGAUUGUUAUUGAAGUAGAUAUCGAUAUAUAUAUAUACACAUAUAAGUACAUAUAUAUAUAUAUAUAUAAUUUUAUAUAAUCAAAUCCUCAUAGAUUAUCUUUAUUGAUCCUCACAUAAGUUAUGUGACCUAGGGGAAGUUGAAUAACGAGUAGGGGCCAAAUUUUUAAAUGUAUGUUAGGGACUAUAUAAUUUAUCAAAUUUCUUAAUGAUAUGCAAGCGCUAUAUAUGAGUGAAAGAGAAAAAGUAUAUUUCCGUAUGAUUGUGUUGAUUGUACGUGUGCUACGAUCUAUCUGACUUUCGAUUUAUACUGCAUAAAUGAGGUCCGUUCUGUGAUUAACAUAUAAUAUAGUAUUUUUUCAAGAUCGCAACUAUCCAGAACGUCGGAAGAUUUUUUUCUUAAGCUGACAUUGAUCCUGUGAACUAUCUAUAUAAUAUAUACGAUAUGUGUAUAGAGACGAGUUCAUGAUAAUAUCAGUUAGGGUUGCUUGUGUUGUGUUGAAGCUUCACCUGUGAGCUCAAAGUUGGAAUACUUACGUGUAUGUGAUGAUUUUGUAAAAAAUUGUGCUGUUUGAUUGUGGAGAUUGGGGUCGUCUAUAAUAGAAUGCAGACGGUUAAUCAUUGA